AUGGUUGACUCUGAAGUACACACGUCAAGCGCACCGAUUUCAAAUCCAGUCCAGGAGAUAGUCCUGGAUGACGACGAUGAAGAGAUGGACACUUCAGAAGCUGUAAAUGGGGAUUCCACUCCUCAGAAUGGUGUCAACCAGUCUAAUGGCACUUCAGAGUUACCUUCAGGUAAAGAGAACGGCCACGCUGAGAACGGUGCUUCUAAAGAUGUAGAUUGCAUCGAGUUGGACGAUGAAGAUGAUGAAGUUGCGCCCAAGAAGCCUAAGCUGGACGAAUCUAAAGUAAGUUGGUAUAACCAGUUCAAUGUAUGUCUUUAGGAAGCGAAGAAGGAAGCUGAAUUGACCAACUACACAGCUUUGCUAGACAAGCUGGAGAUCUACAUCCGAGAAGCCUUUGAGAAGAAGGAUCACGUCGAUCGAAAGCUUCUUGACGCUCUUUUAGCAGCCAUCAACAUUCAAGUACAAAAAGAGCCUUAUUCGGUCAGAAAGUUGAUAUUAGACAAGCAGUUGGUGUUGCCCAACACGAUCUCAUUCCCUCCGUCACAGAUUGUGGACAUGGUCAUCGAGCACGAUGCAGAGUCUCAGCUGUCGCGUGUGAUUUCCAAGCUUUUUGGAGAAGAAAAGAUUAAGUUCACAGAGACUGAGAAGCGAGAACGACAAACUCUCAAAACCAGUUACUCUGCCCCAUCUAUGACCAAGAUGCUGCUGGACAUUGGUCAAGACUUGGUUCAAGAAUCAACUUAUUCGGAUAUUGUUCAUGCUAGAAACUUACCCGAAGUACCCAAGAAUGUGGACACUUACAAACAGGUAUGUUUUAAUAUUGGGGAUGUAUUUAGGUGUUGUUAGUAGUUAAUGACAAUGAUUUACAUGGUUAGAGACAUAUUAUGACAAGUAUUGUAAUUCUAGGUCGCUGCACAACUGAAGCCAGUAUGGGAAAGUCUCCGAGACAAGAAUAAAGCCUUCAAACUAAAACAAUAUUUGUGUUCAGCUUGUGACUUCAAGACGGACUCCAUGAUUGUAAUGUCUAACCAUAAGCAAACCCUACAUGUCAGAGACAAUAAGCGUAUCUACUGUGGUAUGUGUCCAGAAUACAACACUAACGGCAGCCGAAUGGAAAGGCACAUGGUCGAAGUUCACGCAGUGAAGCCGUUGAUGCCAGAAGAGCCUCCAUCUAAGAUUCAGUGUCCGAUUUGUGAAGAAAACUUCCAAUUCAAGGGUCAACGGGACGGACAUCUGAAGUCAUGUAAGCGUGACUACGCCAAACUCAACAAGACCCAAGGAUCUCACCCGAUCGAGAGUAUAUCUACGAUAAACAGAUGGCUCUGGCCCAAGCCUCAGUCCGAUCCAUCAAUCACGGCUCAGCAACAUGACAUUCAGAAGCAACAAAUGGUAAGCGUAACCUCUGUUGUAAAUAUUAUAUUACUCUUGAAGCUGCUUGUAUAUAUGUGUAUUUUAAAAUUAAUUUUUAGAUCAAACAGCAACAACAACAACGUUAUGCUGCUGCCGCUGCUGUACGACAGGCUCAAGCAGCUGCUGCGGCCGCUGCGACAGCCAGUCAAAAACCAACGGCCGCUCAAAUCUUAGCCGGGCAACAAUUGGCUACACAAAUUAAGGGAUUGGGACCACAUCAGCAACAACAACUCACACAGAUACUUAAGGACAACAAGGCCAGCUUACCACCAGCCGUGUUGCAAGCUGUUCAAGCCCAGCUUCAAAAGAUUCAAGCUCAGCAACAACAAAGCGUGGCCAAUAUUCCUGGCUUCUCGACUUUGACUACUCAGCAACUCCAGCAACUGCAAAGGACGUUGGCGCAACAACGACGAAAUGGACCUUCUUCUUCAGCUGCUGGACCCAAAACUCCGCAACAACGGAAGACGACGCCAUCGACCGCAAGAAGCAGUGGUACACCUAAAGUGGAGGAACAUAUCUGUGAGAUCUGUGACGACAAGUUCAAGUCGCGGGCAGAAUACUUGAACCACUUGAAGGUGAACCACAACACGUUUAAGAACCGUAGCACGGUGGAUCUGGAUUCUGGUCCACCAUUGGCCUGCUCCAGAUGUCGCGACCGUUUCUGGUCGUACGAAGGUCUGGAAAGACAUUUGGUAAUGACACACAGCUUGGUGACUUCAGAUCUCCUUCUCAAAGCCCAAAACAAGUCAGACAACGGGAGGUGCAAACAUUGCCUUAAAGUGAGUUAUAUUUGAUUAUGUUAUCUAUGUUUGUAAGUAGAUGUCACAGUUUGGUCUAACAAUAUUCAGGAGAUCCAUUUUUGGAUUACUAUAUUAAGAUUGGUCGGAAAUUAAAUGAUAUCUUUCAGACAUUCGCUUUCAACAUUCUGCAACACUUGGCCACGGAUCACGGUGCCAAACUGUGCUCGGCCGAGAUCAUGUUCUCUUGCGACGUGUGUCCGUUCCGUUGUAGCAGCUACCAGAACCUGGAAACGCAUCUGAACCAAGAGCAUCCGAAGAACGGAAAAGCCCGGUAA
Messenger RNA from Bursaphelenchus okinawaensis, 2485 nucleotides. The record is from the annotation of a GenBank genome assembly. NCBI's taxonomy places the organism in Eukaryota, Metazoa, Nematoda, Chromadorea, Rhabditida, Aphelenchoididae.